Aspergillus viridinutans is the source of this 231-nucleotide messenger RNA. RefSeq lists its product as uncharacterized. Gene Ontology annotation, cellular component: mitochondrial intermembrane space. NCBI's taxonomy places the organism in Eukaryota, Fungi, Ascomycota, Eurotiomycetes, Eurotiales, Aspergillaceae. Bases 1 to 231 code for a protein of 76 amino acids. The record is from RefSeq and is a predicted model, not a curated record. Gene Ontology annotation, biological process: mitochondrial respiratory chain complex IV assembly. The transcript has 4 exons.
AUGUCGAAGAAGGAGGAUAAGCCCGCGGUGGUCCCGGAAGUGGACGACGAUGAACCUGAUGAAUGGGACAAGCGGAUCUUCAGCACCGGCUGCGCAGUGGAGCAGGAUAAAAUGAACGACUGCUAUUUUACGAAGAAGGACUGGAGACAGUGCAAGGGCGAGAUGGAAGCAUUUCGCGAGUGCUGGAAGCGCAAGGGCAAUGACCAGCGGACUCAAACAAAGGAUGCUUAG